Molecule: messenger RNA, 976 nt
Organism: Meleagris gallopavo (turkey)
Lineage: Eukaryota; Metazoa; Chordata; Aves; Galliformes; Phasianidae
Source: RefSeq, a predicted model, not a curated record
UUUUUUCUGUUUUAACUUUAGGUUAUUACAGAUGAUCCGUGGCUUCAAAAAGAGUCAAAAUGUCUGGGGAUGACAGCACUGCAGUUGCCUCUGAUGGUUCAAGCAAGUGAAGUCCCUGAUCUGAUCUUGACUUCUGCAGCUUUGGAUGAUCAGUGGAGCCAUUCGAUAUUUGCUCUGAUACCCUCAUGGACAAGGAAGAUUUUGUUCAGACAAGAAUCUUCUGUUAACCACCAGCUGUCUGAAGAUGUGUCCAAGUUGUCAGCAUCCUCUGGAUUUGGAAUAACCCUUCAGAAAUGUGCUGUGGUGGAUGUGGAACAUGACCCUCAAACUGCAUACAUUAGACUUCUGAUUAAUAACACCAACUCACUGCUCUCAAGAAACAUCACUGAUCUUGUCCUUCUGGACAAUAUCACUGGUCUACAUGUUCAAAAAGACAGUGGUAAUGAGACAAGAGAUGGGAUGCAAAUUUACAGGAAAAGAUUCUUGCAAGUUGGGGAAUAUUUUGCAAUCAACUAUAGUGCACUUCUUGAUGCAAAGAAAACAUGGAAUGGUAGGGUCUUGACACUGCCUGCACAGCUGACUUUCAGGAGUUUGUCACAGAAUCAAACAGAUCUUGUAUCGUUGACCACAUUGUUCACAAUAACUGAAGAAGAAAAGACUGAGGUCUCCUACAGCCAUGCCAUCCAUGCCUCAGGAUUCUUCAUUGCUUUUUUUGUUUCCCUGGUAUUGACAUGUGCUGUUUUCUUCGUUCUUUAUCGAACCCAAUUAUUAAGAUGGAGUUUCUAUAGUAAAAACCAGGAAAUACAACAUGAACUCAGUCAAAAUCACAAACUGGAGCAUUCUCACUUCAAUUCAGGUGACCUGUUCAGUGAAGAUGUAAUUAUGAAUGACCAAAUCAUUGAUAUACUGACCUUUGAAGAAUCAGGGAAUAUGCUUCAGGCUUUAGAAGAGUAAGAAUUCCUAUUGUUACAUCAUG